AGGUGUCACUGGAUGGCGCCAACGACCUGGCUCACGUGUCGGCGCCCCCGGCGCCGCUAGGUCUACAUGGUUCAAUACAAGAUCCUGGGCCCAGGCAUCCAGCCGGCGAGCCAGACGCCGGUUGAAACGGAACUGCGGAUUCUCAACUCUACCGAGAGCCUGACGUUGCCGGUGGUGACCAGUACUAAAGUCAUUGAACUCAAGGAGUACUUGUCCCAGAGGCUGGGGAUCGAUACUGACAACCUUCACUUCGUUCAUCGCGUAGGAUGCAGUUGGAGGAAGCAACUGGAUCAUGAAGAGGUGGGACGAAAGGUCACGGUAGGCGGAAUCAAGAGCUUCAAGCCCGAGAAAAUGACGUACGCUGAUCCCUUCCUGAUCAUCGGUGCUGGUCACAUCGGACUGCGACACGGCCUGUACCUGCUGCAGCGUGGUUUCAAGGACUUUGUCAUCGUCGAUCGCCGAAACAAGGUCGGGGGAACUUCCUGGAUUUCGCAGGCAAACAAGACCUCGAAGCUCCAGACUGAGCUGGGAACCUACCACUUACAGUUCGACGAAAUCAAUGAUGUUCCCAAAGACAUGAGCACCUGGCCUUCGCGCGAUGAGUUGCUGGAGCAUUUCCACAAGGUGAGUGAGGAGUACGGCCUCAUGCCCUAUAUCAAGCUUUGCACCAAUGUGACCAAAAUUGACAUCCAGGGGAAGAAUAGUGGCGAUGGUCCUUUGGGCAAGGCGUAUUUGGAGGCCACCCUGGAGUUUGGUGCAACCACUGGUGUGCAAGUCUCUAGAGUAUCAAACCCUACAUCCAAAACUCCGAUAUGACUGGGUGUCC
Cladocopium goreaui is the source of this 826-nucleotide messenger RNA. Lineage: Eukaryota; Dinophyceae; Suessiales; Symbiodiniaceae. The record is from the annotation of a GenBank genome assembly.